This is a messenger RNA of Dacryopinax primogenitus, 2274 nucleotides long. RefSeq lists its product as uncharacterized. The record is from RefSeq and is a predicted model, not a curated record. Lineage: Eukaryota; Fungi; Basidiomycota; Dacrymycetes; Dacrymycetales; Dacrymycetaceae. The transcript has a single exon. Bases 1 to 2274 code for a protein of 757 amino acids.
AUGUCGACACUCCCAUUCCUCUGCCCUUGCAUACAUCGACCACGCACGCUGACGUCACUGCGACAUCAUACGCAGAACAAAAGCCGAUGCCCCCGUGGACUAAGCUCAGACGCAUCUGGAUCAAGCUCGUUCGCCCAAUCGACAUCUUCGCAUAUAUCGCGUGACUUGCUCACAAAGUUACGCGCCUAUUCACUGCGUAACCCUCCGCCUUCUCCUUCUGCUGAUCCUUCCCCUCCCAAGCGUCAUGCCAUUCAACCUGAUUACUUUUCACGUGCUGUACAGCGAAGUGACGCACUUAAGUCAACGUUCGCUUAUAGGAAACUAGACGCUGCGAUACAAGCCUCACUUGCACUAGACGGUGGCUACUCUGCACAUAUACAAUGUGCUGAUCACGUAUGGGCAGCGUAUACAGAACUAUGUGACACAGUCCCAUCUCUUCCACCUUCACUCCACAGGCAAGUACUCACAACUGCAAUCCCAACACGUCAAGGAACUCUACGCCGAACCGCUGCGUCCAAAUGGUUCGAACCGCGACUCAAAUCCCUCGAGCAUAGGAUAUUCUCCGUCCUCCGCCAGCUACGACAAUGCGGUUCUCCUCCCACACGCGCGGACUAUGCUUUCUGCCUAUGGGUGUUCGCCCAGACGGGGCGGUACGAGAGCGCGCUCUCACUUUGGAGGGAGAUGCGGCAAAGCAUGCAGGAGGGUGACGAGUGGCUUCUCCGCUUGCUGCUCUCCUCUUUCCUCCUCCGAUCAAAAGGGCGAGGGUUCGUUCGCCCAGCAGCAGAAGCAGCGCACCUGAGCACACAGCUCCAGAACAUACUCACAGAUAUAAGGCAACAAGGCGUACUCCCUUCUCCCUACCUGCUCGACCGCAUCGCCCGCAUCUUGAGGGAAGUAGACGCCCUUCCCCAGUUGGAAGCAUUCUUCCGCCUAUGGUACGGCCUCGACCUACACCACCCGGACCGCAUCAGCUCAGAGUUCGUCGCCGCCUGGGGCCCUAACGCCGUCCCGCCAGGGAUAAGCACCAACGCGCUGAACACGCUCGUCCGUGCCUAUUCCUGGCAGCGCGCCCCAUGGCAGUCUCUACUCGUGUACGAAGUCCUCUGCCACCCUUUACCGCAACGCUUCACCCGACCUCCUUCGUCCGACUCCCAGCUAAUAGCCUUCGACGAGCAAGACGAAGAGGACGCAACGCUCCCCUUUGGCACCUACCUCCGCCCAUCUCCCUUCCCCACCAGGCAGGCGAUACCCAACACGACAACGUACGAGAACCUCAUCUCCAGCGCAUACUGGGCGAACAACAUGUUCCUCCUCGUCCAUUUCUUCAACUGCAUGGUCUCCUCCGAGCUGCUGGAACAGGAACGCGCCUUUACCCGGCUGGAGAAGACGGGCGUCUGGGCACCCCCGAAACAUCGCACGAGCGCAUUGGCGGUAUACUUGAUGGGAAACGAGCUGAUGGACAAGCACCGAGGUUGGGAACUGGGCUAUGUGGUGAACGUACUCCGGAAACUGGUGGAGAGGAGACAGGGCUGGAUCGACAGGGCUAUGCUGGCGCUGAGGAGGGAACGGGAGGCGGGCGGCAUGAGGGGGAGGACGAUACGUCCUAGGCAGUGGGAGGAAGGGAGGUCUGAGGAAGGGUCGUUACCGUCUUCGUACUCCCGCCAAACGCAAGACCUGAACCAAGAGCAAGUUGAAGAGGAAGAGCAUAAUCGAGAGCGAGAUAGGGAUGAAGAGGGAGAGAAAGACCCCAGCGACUUGCCCAACACACCCAACCUCGGCCCCGGGCCAUUCACGACCCCGCAAACGAAAGCCCGCGCGCUGAUCUUCUACCUCUACCUAAUGCGUCAAUCCACGCACCAAAUCCAGUACCACCUCGACAUCCACCUCCCGCACGCGCUGGUCGUCGUCGACCGGACUAGGCUGAACAGGAAGGAAGUCCAGACGACGUGGAGAGAGGACUGGCAGAUGGCGCGCUUGCAGAAGGUGCUCGAGGCUCGGGGAGUAAGGACUGUGCCUCCGCAGAAAAGGAAGGGGGAGGAGGCGCAGGCGCCUUGGAUGAGAGCAGAGGUUGGGAGAGCAGUUGGGAUGCGUGGGAGAAGGGGGAGGCCAGCUUUGACUCGGAGGAGUAAGCGCCAGCCGGAGCCUGUCCAGCAGGGGAUAUUUAGCAACCCUGUGGCUGCGGCCAGGGGGGCGCUGGAGAGCGCUGCUUCGGUGCUGGUGAAGCCGUUGGAGAAGAUGGGAUUUUUCACUUCGGACAAGUCUGGGUCUAGAUAA